Amaranthus tricolor (Joseph's coat) is the source of this 1596-nucleotide messenger RNA. RefSeq names its product TOM1-like protein 2. The record is from RefSeq and is a predicted model, not a curated record. Bases 199 to 1326 code for a protein of 375 amino acids. Gene Ontology annotation, biological process: protein transport to vacuole involved in ubiquitin-dependent protein catabolic process via the multivesicular body sorting pathway. Gene Ontology annotation, molecular function: phosphatidylinositol binding; ubiquitin binding. Lineage: Eukaryota; Viridiplantae; Streptophyta; Magnoliopsida; Caryophyllales; Amaranthaceae. The transcript is spliced from 3 exons.
AUCCGACAGUGCCCUGCCCGCGCGUACCCGCUCUACCUCUCUUCUCAUUCCGAAAAAAGACCAAGCACUCCCUUACUUUCCCCUUUUCAUUCAUCAACAAUCGUUCCUAUUUCUACUCUCCAAAAUUCAAAUUCAUCACCAUCAAUUAUAAUUCUCAAAUCCGUAAACCUAUAACUUCCUUCAUCACAAACCCUAACAAUGGACAAAUCCAAGCUAGCUUCCAUCGGAGAACGGCUUAAACUAGGUGGAGCACAAAUGGGAAGGACAAUUUCCCUCAAAGUCAAGGAAAUGAAGGAUCUUCUUCAAUCUCCUACUCCUGAAUCACGAAUCGUCGAUCAAGCUACGACUCCGACACUUGAAUCCCCUGAUUGGGGUCUUAAUUUGAGAAUUUGCUCUUUGAUUAAUGCUGAGGAAUUGAGUGGGGCUGAAAUUGUGAAGUCAAUUAAGAAGAAGAUUAAUAAUGUUGGAAAUGUUGAGGCGAUUGCGAUGAGGUUAGCAUUGGAGUUACUUGAAGCUUGUGCGAUGAAUUGUGAGAAAGUGUUUUCUGAGAUUGCGUCGGAGAAAGUUGUGGAGGAUAUGGUUGUUAAAUUGAUUGAGAAUCCACAAGCUGAUCGUGAGUCUCAGGUUAGAGCUAUGGAGUUAAUUAGGGCUUGGGGUGAGUCUGAUGAGUUGAGUUAUUUGCCGAUUUUUCGACAAACAUAUGAGAACUUGAGAAAGAGAAGCAUGUCUGCACAGGUAGAAGAUGAAAAAUAUCCACCAGUGCAGUAUUCUUUGGAGUCUUACAUUGAUGAAAAUGCUGUCUUGCCACCCGAAAGCUAUCCAGUUCCUGGAUCAGAAUCAAAUGGUCUAUCGAAUGUGAUGCUGCCGCAUACCUAUAGCAGUGAACAAAAGAAAGAGUUUUUAGAAAUUACCAAGAAUAGCCUUGAAGUGCUAUCCAGUUUGUUGAACUCUGAAGUAGACCCCAAAGUUGAGGAUGAACUGACAAUAAGCAUGCUGAACAAAUGCAAGGAGUCUCAGCCUGUUCUGCAGAGGAUCGUUCAAAGCACAAAUGAUGACGAAAGCUUGCUCUUUGAGGCCCUGAAUCUUAAUGAUGAACUCCAGCAAGUCAUUUCCAAAUUUGAGGAAAUGCAAGCUUCCAGAAAAUCUGAUGUGCAAGAGCCUGAAGUGCCAAAGGAUUCUCAAUCUGUUGAUGCUCCAUCCGCUCCCAUGGUAGAAGUCGCUGAUGCAGACAAAUCAUGGGAAUCCCUUAAAGUAGAGGAUACCAAAUCUUCUGCUACUGAUGUCCUCGAUGAUGGCGCUGAAUCUAGCCGUCAGACUGAAAAGUAGAUUCAAGGAGAAGUGGGCCGAGUUUUUUUUUCCUCUUCUCCCACUGUCAGUGAGUGAUAAUGUAUGCUGAUGGCCAUGUCUUCUGAAUGGCCGAUUCGUUGUAGUUGUUUUAUAGUUUUAGUUAUGUAUUAGUCAUCCUGUAUGACAAUGCAAAAUUUCACCACCCUAAAGUUUCUGUUGCUGUUGGUUUUUGUAAAUAAUGAUCUUGGCAGCCUUGCUAUGUUUCUUGGGACACUUUCUUCGAGUAAUAAUAGCAGCUCCGCUUUUAGA